Molecule: messenger RNA, 4408 nt
Organism: Harmonia axyridis
Lineage: Eukaryota; Metazoa; Arthropoda; Insecta; Coleoptera; Coccinellidae
Gene: Sarm
Product: NAD(+) hydrolase sarm1
Exons: 10
Coding region: 221-3385 (1054 amino acids)
Biological process (GO): response to axon injury; negative regulation of MyD88-independent toll-like receptor signaling pathway; signal transduction
Cellular component (GO): dendrite
Molecular function (GO): signaling adaptor activity; protein binding; NAD+ nucleosidase activity
Source: RefSeq, a predicted model, not a curated record
UUUCGUUCGGUUUUGGCUCGAUCGUUGAUCUUUCGUAUCCACCUAGAUCGGACCUCGACCAGUCUGUGGUGUGUAUGAUUUUAAAGUUUGAACAUAUAUCCGGAUAUUUCGCAACUCUUCAGUAUGUCCUUAUUGCCGGCUCGGAGGUUUUGAGGUGGACGCUAUUAGUUCGAUAUUUGUGUGUUUUUGAAGUGAAUCCGUUUAUAUAUAGUUCGUUAAAAUGGUUGUGAAUAAAGUUACCAUGCCACCUCAGCCCAAUAUACCCAACUUAAACAUGAGGCGUAUUUUCCUCAAUACUAAGAUGGCUGCUGACUGCACUGAUAACACAAAUGGAAAUAACACCCAUUCCACCCUGAUGAACAUCAAACCAGUUAGAACAAAUGCCUCUCAGUUGCAGACAAAUUCGCAGACCAGUACGACAACGACACGACUAACGACCGCUUCGAGCUCUUCAAGCACGAGAAGACAGCUUACGACCUCUUCUUCGGACCUGAAGGCAUCUAACAUGAAAACCGACCUGGUGGAGCUUAACAACAACAUGAACGAUAUGAGGAGCACUUUUCCUUCGCUGGACACCUACGAUCUCAAGCAGAAGAUCAAAAGUUCUUUGGAGAACCUGGUGGACGUCGACGAUGACGUGGAAAUGACUGGGCAGCCCUUGGUCACCUUCCCCGAAGACACUCCGGUACCUUCGGAGGUCGGUUCUCCGACGGCCAUAAUGGAUACUGUGAAGUUUGAGCAGAAGACGAUGAAUAACUUUAAGAAGACAAAAGUGAUAACGGACGGUUUUAGUGCAGAGAAAGAAAGUGCCAAUUGCGCUGAAAUGAAGAAGCUUCAAGCAGGUGAUGUUUCUUACGAGGAAAACAGCGCAGCUGCUGCUUCACGUGCCAGGUUAGAAGUGGACGGUGUAUCUGCAGAAAAAAGUUUGCUGACCUCCAAGGAGGCAAGAUCUCUCAUUGCCGGAGAAGUAAGCGCCCAAGAAAGCAAAAACAUGGCUCACAGUAACAUGAAAGUGACGACAGGACAAUUCAGCGCAGAACAAACGGCCUUAUCCAGUGCUCAACAACGCCAGACCACAACCAACAGUGGUUUCUUCAAUCAGGAAAAACACCGCUCAACGACUCACUCUGUUUACACAACAACCACCAAAGGAAUAACCACAUCUGUACAAACGAAACAGAUUCAACUCGGAGGAACCAUAGAGGAAGACAAACUACUCAGCAUGUCUUUGGACGACCUAGAGACACUCACGACAGACUCGAAUCCUCAAGAUGUCGAGAUCGCCAUAAAAAAAUAUUCCCUGUACUUGGACCAGUCGAUUAAGUGCCUUCAGAGAGUAGGGGAGGGCGCCAAGACCCCCUUGAUCCUCAACAAAGUAUACGACGUGAUGCAGAAAGCAUGGGCUGUGCCGACGCACGGCCACGAGCUUGGCUAUUCGCUUUGCAACAUUCUACGCAGCUGCGGGGGUCUUGAUCUGCUUAUUUCCUACUGCACCAAACCGAACAUAGACUUGAAGUAUCACACGGCGAGGUUGUUAGAGCAAUGCUUAACUACUGAAAAUAGGGCGUACGUUGUUCAACACGGUUUGGAAAAAGUUGUGAACGUGGCUUGCGCUUGUACCAACAGCAAGAGGAACACCAACUCCGUGGAGCACUCGAGGGUUGGUACCGGUAUUUUGGAACAUUUGUUCAAACACAGCGAAGAGACGUGCAGUGACGUGGUACGUCUGGGUGGUUUAGAUGCUCUUCUGUUCGAGUGCCGAAACAGCGACAUAGAAAUAUUGAGGCACUGCGCUGGAGCUCUGGCGAAUCUGAGUUUGUACGGUGGUACUGAAAACCAGGAGGCGAUGAUAAAAAGAAAGGUACCCAUGUGGUUGUUCCCUCUGGCAUUCCACGCUGACGACAACAUCAAGUACUACGCCUGCUUAGCCAUAUCCGUCUUGGUGGCGAACGCAGAAAUCGAAGCCGACGUACUCAGAUCCGGUACUCUAGAUCUGGUAGAACCGUUCGUAACCUCCCACAAUCCUUCUGAUUUCGCCAAGUCGAAUCUGGCGCACGCGCACGGUCAGAACAAGACCUGGCUGCAACACUUGGUACCUGUAUUGAACUCGAAACGUGAGGAAGCUAGAAACCUGGCCGCCUUCCAUUUUUGCAUGGAGGCCGGGAUCAAGAAGGAGCAGGGAAACACCAAUAUAUUCGGCGAGAUUGGCGCUAUUGCGUCCUUGAAGAUGGUGGCCAGUUGUCCGAACGCUGUGGCUUCGAAAUACGCAGCGCAGGCGUUGAGGCUGAUCGGCGAGGUGGUACCGCACAAGCUGAGUCAGCAGGUACCGCUCUGGUCGUUCGAAGAUGUGGCGGAAUGGGUCAAGCAGAUAGGGUUCGAGGAAGACGCCACCAAGUUUUUCGAAUGCAAAGUUGAUGGGGAUUUGCUGUUGCAGUUGACUGAGGACAAUCUUAUUAACGACAUCGAGUUGACUAAUGGUAUCAAAAGGAAAAGGUUCACGCGAGAAUUACAAAAACUAAAAAAAAUGGCAGACUAUUCGUCGAAGGACACAACCAACAUAAACAAUUUCCUACAGAACCUCAGCCCCGAACUGAGCAUUUACACCUACAACUUCCUGAACGCCGGCGUAGAAAAGAAGGACUCUCUGAUACACCUCUCCGAAGACCAGUUAUUGGAGGAAUGUAGAAUAACGAAUUCGAUCCAUAGGUUCAGGAUACUGGAAGGUAUAAGGCAGCUAGAGAAAGGGAUGGAAAACCCCAGCGAAGAUAAUUUAGAUAAGACUCUAGACGUUUUCGUCAGUUAUAGAAGGUCGAAUGGAUCGCAGCUGGCCAGUUUGUUGAAGGUCCAUCUUCAACUGAGAGGUUUUAGUGUGUUCAUCGAUGUCGAGAGGUUAGAAGCUGGGAAGUUCGAUAACAACUUGCUUCAGAGCAUACAGAAGGCUAAGCACUUUAUAUUAGUUUUAACGCCAUCUGCUCUGGAUAGGUGCAAGCAAGAUUGUGAAAGAAAAGACUGGGUACAUAGGGAAAUCGUAGCAGCUCUACAGGCACAAUGUAAUAUAAUUCCAAUAACAGACAACGCGUUUACAUGGCCCGAGCCAGAUGAACUACCCGAAGACAUGAGACAAGUGUGUCAUUUCAAUGGAGUGAGGUGGAUACAUGACUAUCAAGACGCCUGCGUGGAUAAACUCGAAAGGUUCAUGCGUGGGGAGAUGAGUGUACGAGACUGCAACAGAUUCAUGGGCAAAGGAGACAUUACGCCCGGUACACCUUCAAACCUGGGAAUCGGUAGGAAUCCACCAAACUACCAGAGAAUGCACAGCAACGACUCUGGCAACGGCAAAGACAAAGAUGUUAACGGGAACUCAGGUCUAGGUCGUGGGGAUUGACUAGAUGGUCCCCUAGCCUCGGGAUUACCUUCAUCUUUACCAAGGCUAUAAUUUCAGAUUCUACAAAUCAGCAGCUCCUACUCGCAAUUGGAUAAUAAACGGAAACAAACGCAACACUCACAGAGAUUUGCCUCCUUUAUAUCCCUAUUCCAGAAGGGGAUCGAAUACUCGAAUACCCGCAAUGUCCUCCAUUGGCCCUCUGGUCGGCCCGAAUCGAUCUCGUAGUUUAGACGGUCUCCUGGACGCUGAGCCGGACAAGUCGACAAUAGAUGCAACUACAAACGAAACAACUCCGUCCCAAACAACAAGAAGCUGUGACGAGCUAGAUAAAGACUUGAGCGAUAUCAGCAAAGAAGAAACAGAGAAGAAAACGAACUCCAUGAGUUUGGACACCACUGAUAACGAGGAUGACAAGACAUCAAUGUACAGUUCGUCGAGUGACUCUAAACGAAAAAGAAAUUUUAUGGACAGAUGUGUCAAUAAAGUUAAAAAUUUAAUAAUUAAGAAAUAAGGACAAUUCUUAUUAGGAUAAACUUUGUGACAUUUUGUUCUUCCACAAAUGAUUUUAUUUAAUGCCCAAGAUUCAAAAUAAUUAUAUUAAUUAUUAUCUCGGCGAAAUUUCGAAAGUAAUUAUUGUCUACUGUUUCAACCUAACCUUUGUGAAAUUGUGGAUUUUUGUUGUGAAAUUUGUUGAACGAAUUGUUUUGGUGAUAUUUAUGUAAGUUAUUCUUUGAUAAGAAAAUGGCAACUAUCUUUUUGAAGCAUAAGUUUUUAUCUAACGCUGUGAAUUUUCAAUUCGGUGGAAACCACAAUUUACAAAUUCCUUCGACAACACUGCAACACAAUUGUCAAUCUUCUAGCGUUUGCAAGCCACUUCAAAAAAGCUACGCCAUUUCAGAACGAGCUGUUAUAUCUUUUUGGAUGUAUCAAUGGCUUUAACAUAUUAUAAGUAUUUUAUAAAUCUAGCAAUCGAAAUAUUUUUUUUAUCUGUUAUAAUAUUUAAAAUAUAUUUUAUUAAGAAUA